Molecule: messenger RNA, 896 nt
Organism: Photinus pyralis (common eastern firefly)
Lineage: Eukaryota; Metazoa; Arthropoda; Insecta; Coleoptera; Lampyridae
Product: tumor necrosis factor alpha-induced protein 8-like protein
Exons: 4
Coding region: 222-866 (214 amino acids)
Biological process (GO): regulation of apoptotic process
Cellular component (GO): cytoplasm
Source: RefSeq, a predicted model, not a curated record
CUUUAUGCGUUUACCGAAUCGGCAUAAAAACGUAUACAAACAAGAAAACUUACUGUAGUUGUAUUUCCUGCCAUUUUGAUAAUUGAAAAUAUGAACUUAUAAUGUAAAAUUUGUACUGGAAGUAUAUACGUACCUAAAUUAUUUGACCUACAAAUUUUGACAAAUAUAUAAUGAUGCACAAGGUUUUUACAAUACACCUAACAUACUAGGCCUUAUCUAAAAUGUCCGUCACAUCAACAGAAUUGGAGAGUUGGUUGAUUUAUCAGUACAUCGUUUCAGAAUGUAAUCAUUGUCUUUUUAUGAGUGACACUGGAUUUCGUGCACGAGAUAUUGGACUGCGAGCACAAAAAAAAAUCUUGUCUCGUAUGGCAGGCAAACAUGUGGCUAGAGCUCUCAUUGAUGAUGUUACUGCGUCCCUUCUGGACAAUCUAUACUGCCUUGCUAAGCAAUACUCACACAACAAAAAAGAAGCAGAGAAGCUAAUAAAAAAUAUUAUAAAAAUCGUCAUAAAACUUGGAGUGCUUCACCGUAAUGGAGUAUUUUCACAAGAAGAGUUAAAUUAUUCGGAGCAUGUUAAAAACAAACUACACAUGGCUGUGAUGGCCGUUAUAUCAUUUCACGAAGUAGAUUUCAGUUACGACCGUAAUUAUCUCAUAUCAGCCCUAAAUGAAUCUCAUAAGUGCCUUCAAUUUAUCGUUUCUAAACAUUUGACAGAGAAAUCACUAGCAAGAAUUGAUAGCGUAUUUCACUUCUUCACAAAUGAUCAUUUUUUGGAUGCAAUUUUUAAAACAAAUUCGGAGUAUAAAGACGUUGUCAGUAGGAUUGUGUCCGAUUUGAAUAAAGCAAUCGAUAAUGGAGAUCUUUAAAGAGGUAAGUUGAAAUUAAAUUUAAAUUAU